AUGUUGCGAGUUUCUGCCCUACGGUUCCGUUCGCAUUUCUCUCUCCCCAAGCGCCGAAUGUUUUCCACAUCUGCAUCCUGGGGCAUGAAUCUACCACCUGAAACCGAGCUAUACGAACAAACUAACGGCCGCUGGCUCUUCAAUGAGGCUCAACAACAAGAAAUCCGGCGCGUCAAUUUCAACGUUUCUGAACUCAUACGUGUUGCAUGUGCUGCUGCUGGUGCAGGUUCUUGCUUAUCCAUCCAAAAAAUUGCUGAAGGAUCCUUCAAUAAAAUCUUCCGCCUGCGCUUCGACAACUCUAAAUCACUCAUUGCCCGCUUACCCUCUUCACGUAUGUUUGGCAGUGGGGUCUCUUGGGCCAUUGCGAGCGAAGUUGCGACCAUGACAAUUGCUCGCGAGAAGCUGAACGUUCACACACGGCGUGUAGUUGCGUGGAGCAAAGAGUCGGACACAAGCAAAGAACCCGUUGGCUGGCCCUACGUUCUGAUGGAAGAUGUAGACGGCGUCUUGCUGGACAAGGAAUGGCUCAUGUCAGAGAUGCGGGGCGCUCCUGUGGCGGAACUGCUCACGCAGGUCGGCAACGAUAUGCACAGGAUGACUGUCGCCCCGUUUUCGCAACUAGGCAGUCUCUACUUCCCAGCCGACCUUCCCUCUGCCCCACCUCUCGCUGCACCGAUGGUGUUGGAGGAUCAGGUGCGUGUUGGCCCCAUCGCCGAUCCUUUGUGGUGGCGUUCGUAUCAUGACGAACCGCACCUCGAUCGCGGCCUAUGGGACACGUUGGAGGACUAUAUCAAUGCUGCUAGCGCCACCGCGAAGACCCCUCCUCUCUGUCCUACACAAAGUCAUCAGUUGAAGACCUUGUCCAAGUCGACCGUCUUCUCGACAAGGUCACAGCACUGGCACCCCAUCUUCAGCAAGCUGUCGAACGUGCCUCUCCUCUCCCAGCACGAUUCAUGCAGAAUGUCCUCUUACAUCCUGACAUCCGCGCUCAAAAUGGUGCCGAAGCUUACCGCCGAAAACAGUGAAACUCGGAUGGAGGACCCAGUCUUUAUCGAUUGGCAAGGCACGACUGUACUCCCACUGGCAUUGCAAUGGUGCGUUCCUCCCCUCGCCGAGUAUGAGCCCCGUCUUUUCCAGCAGGAUGGGCGUCCAGUGCUCGAAGUCCGCGGCAUCUCUGAAGUUGAAUGGCCCUCCGACAUUGACGAGCUAGAUCCGUCGGAGCAAGAGGUUGUCCGUGCAGAACACCGGAUCGCGACGCGCAACGUCCGCUGGAUCCAGCAUUUCCUCAGUGUGCAGACAUAUGCCCACCUGUUCGCCUUUCCCCUUCAGCGGUAUCUCCAUAUCCUCACGCAAGGAAUUCUGCGGGCCUGUGCUGAUGGGCCACACACCCUGAGGUUCUUGUUGGUGCAUAUGAAGACUGCAUGGGACGAGGAUUCGGAGAGUUUGGCCCUUGUCCCUACACACUUGAGUCAGAUGAGGCCCAAAGGUACCAGGAAGGGCAGGAACGGGUGGAACGGUUUGAUGCUGCACUCUCAUGACUGGUUGUGCGCCUUCGAUGUACCAGAGACGGCUGUGUGGAGCCAAAGGACUAUGAAACCUCUAUGCGAGAAUUAG
Molecule: messenger RNA, 1614 nt
Organism: Cyclocybe aegerita
Lineage: Eukaryota; Fungi; Basidiomycota; Agaricomycetes; Agaricales; Hemipholiotaceae
Source: the annotation of a GenBank genome assembly